CUUCGCCUUCCAAUUCAAUCCUGCUUUACAACCAAGAACUAUAGUCGUACUUGGAUGCAUCAGUAAGGAGGCUGAUGAUACUAUGGUUCAACGGAUUCUACACGUCCUUAUAGUAGCCCUCAGUAACUACACAGACCUAGUGCUAAUUGAAUCAGCUGUCAUGUGUCUCAAUAGAGUUCAGGCCAUACUAGGCAAGGAAUCUAAAUUCCACAAGGCGUUCUUCUGGGUCGCAAUAGCUGUCUUACAGUUAUCAGAGCUCUCCUUGUACCCGUGUGGCCUGGCUUUAUUAGAGCAGAGUCUCCUAACACUUGACUCACAUGGAGCAUUCGAAACACAAUCGAUGCAAGAGGCACUGAUGGCCGUCAGGAAAGAACCGUUACUAGAGUUCCACUGCAAACAGAUGGACCAUUUUGUGGGUGUCAGUUUCUAUGGUAAUUUCCACUUUGCUUUAAUGGGGCAUCUUGUCAAAGGUGUUUAUCAUCCGCAAGCAACAACAGCGGCUCGAGCAAUCCGUAUCCUGAACUUGAUGUUGGACAUCACUAGCAAGCACAAACAGUGUAGAAACAAGUUUGCCGUGACCAAAGAAAACCUAGCAUACCUUGCAGCCUUAAUACCUGUAUCAGAGGACAUCCGUAGUAGACUGAAACCAGGCAAUACCCCUGAGACACCAGAACCCAUGCCUCUGGGACACACCUCAAGGUCCAAGAUAGAAAUCACCCCAGGAUCAACACUGUCGGUGGAUAGUCGUGUGUCUAUCGUUAUUACUCCUUCGCAAUCACCAUUAGCUGAUGAGGCACCUCCUGAGGGACAAGCUUUUGAAUGGCCUUCAGAGUGCCAACAUAUGCUACUUGAUCCUGGGAUUGUUAACGACAACCACACACAGGCAUUGUUGCUUACUACACUGUUUCUAUCAACUUGAUUCAAAUCUUAGCACAGUUCUUGGCCAUUCUGAAGAUUUACAUACGUUGCAAGCCAUUCAAACUAUUAUUCACUCAGUGACAGCCUCCAAACCAUCAGAUGAUCAUCUCAGACACAAUUUUUUGGCCUCAUUUGGAUUCACUGGGUUUAGCCACUUCACUAAAUUCAAGGAACAAAGUGGACAGAAUAACAGAGCACAACUCUUUAUGAAGUUUUUAGAAGCCAUACUAGAAGUGUAUGGCAAGGGUACAUCAACCCUUCCUGACAAAGCACUGCAUUACCGUAUCACUAAUACAGAUACAAUCAAACCUGGUCCGCUGAGCUCAAGCAGUGGUGACAUACGCUCCCUUGAGAAUCCCUCUAACCUAUCAGUUUCUCUCACCUCCAUACCUUCUGCYGUCAAAGACUUGUCUGUUCCUAUUCCAUUUAAGAGAACAGGAUCUUCAUAUAGACCAAGAAAAAUAUCAAUGGGCACAAAAGUAAAGAGAAAUAUGUCGACUAAGGCAGUUAGAAGUUCAUCUAUCCAAGGAAUCAAAUAUUCUUGACAGUACACCUGCAAUUUAUACAGAUUUAAGUAAAAAAAUUGUUCAAGGGAAUAAAAGGUCCUAGUUYGUAGCCCAGGGAGAAUGCUUCAAAAAACUACAAGGAAGUUCCUGGCUUCUUUCCCUUGUAUGUGUGCUUCUCACAACUUUUAUCUGCAAGAAUUUUAAUCAGAAGUUCAAGGAAGUAAAUUUUCUGAAACAGUUUAUCAUAUUCCAUUUUGGAGGAUUAAUAAUGGUAGUACAUGAAUAACUUAAGGAGGAAAGCUUAAUCCUGGUGCUUUUUACCUGCAUGUUGAUGGUUAAAAACAAAACCUUAUUGUGAACAAUCUUUAGAGGAAAAAUUGAAAACACUGUACUACUAUCUGCAUGAAUUCACUAACAGUGAUAUAUCAAAGACACUUCUUUUUCUAGUUGCUAACAAUUGUGUCAUGUAUGGCUAAAUAAUUCAAUGAUGUUCUACAGACUGUCAGACACAAAUGUACCUUUGCAAUCUGUUAGAACUUUAUAAAAUUGAAAAACAACCUUGGAUGACAUUUUCACAACAUUUUUAAAUAUGUACAAAUCAACAGAAACUUUUUAAAACUUUUUUUUAAAYGAGGCACUAAAAAUUUAUAAACUAAAAAUUAUUACAAGAUGCUGUCUAGCCACUACUCUACCUCCCCCUCCCCAAAGGAAAUACUUUACUUCCCAGCAARGGAGGGGUGGGAUGAGUAGGUGCUCUGAUCAUGCUGCUACGCACUCACUGACGUGAUGAGAAUAUAUGAUAAAUAAUUUUUUUUUUUUUAAGGGAAUACUUUUAUAAAAAUAUAUACUUGCGAUUUGUUCAUCCAGCUUGGUGUAAGGAAUAAACUAAUCAUUAUCAGAACCUACAAUACUUUAUUAAGUCUUAUAAUAUGAGAAAUAAAUUCUAGUUUUGAA
Molecule: messenger RNA, 2378 nt
Organism: Actinia tenebrosa (Australian red waratah sea anemone)
Lineage: Eukaryota; Metazoa; Cnidaria; Anthozoa; Actiniaria; Actiniidae
Product: neurofibromin
Source: RefSeq, a predicted model, not a curated record